AUGGCCUCCCAAACCAGCCAAGAAACCAAAGAAAUCUAUGAUCAAAUUUCCUCCAAGUAUGAUCUCGUUCAGUUUCAUCCUUGCUACAGAUACAUUAACACUCCAACUUUUUUAAAACAUUUCGACAAUGCCUUACAACGCCUCUCAACUUCAACUCCCAAGAAAAUUAAGUUGUUGAACUUGGCAUGUGGAUCAGGCAGAGACACAUUUUCACUUUGGAAUCAAUUCCAAUCUCAACUUGAAAUGAUCCUUUCUGUCGAUCUAUCACCUGAGAUGAUUAACAUUGCAAAUCUGAAAAAACAACAGAGAAUGGAGAAGGAAAACGGCUCUCAUUUGCCAAUUCAUUUCGUAGUGGGAGAUGUUUUGGAGUUGGACAAGAAUGAGCAAGUGGCUCAAUGCUUUACCGAUUUUUCUUUCAGUCACAACUCACCAUUUUCAUCAAAUUCACUUCCCAAAGACCCCGCUGAAGCCUCCUCCAAUGAGCAACUGUUUGAUCUUGUGAGCGCAUGUUUCCUUCUUCAUUAUUCUUCAAGUGUGGAAGAAUUGGAAACGAUGUGUCAACAAAUUUCAAGAGUGUUGAAACCAGGUGGUUCUUUCGUGACAUUGAAUACUGAUCCAUUUCUCAAUCAAGCAUUUGUUAGUGAAAAACAACAAACUUUUGGAUGUUUUCGAUCUCAAUUUCCAACAGCUGAAAAAGAAGGAAGAAGUGUCAUGAAAGACGGAGAUCGAUUUGAAUUCUCAAUUGAUUUGAAUUUCAAUGAAGAUAACAAACAUGAAGAUUAUGUGGUGAAAUUUUACAAUCAUCAUUUCAAUGCAGAAACGUAUGAAAAGGCAUUGAAGAAGGCUGGAUUUCACACUGUCAAAUUUCAUCCCAUGGAAAUGAUUGGACAGCCACAAAACACCAAUUUGAAAGACUUUGGCAAAUAUUUGGAGCAUAAUGGAGUGAUUUGUAUUGAGGCACUUAAAUAA
Molecule: messenger RNA, 969 nt
Organism: Naegleria lovaniensis
Lineage: Eukaryota; Heterolobosea; Eutetramitea; Acrasida; Naegleriidae
Exons: 1
Coding region: 1-969 (322 amino acids)
Source: RefSeq, a predicted model, not a curated record